GCCUCAUUCUCUCGGUGACCACGCAUUUCCAGCCUACUACGUCCUCACACUGCUGCCUUUUGCCUGCCCUUGCUUACUGUAUCUAAAUCUCUGCAAUAUAAUAGCCCAACAUGUCGACCUCAACACCCUCGUCCGCUCCUGACUCAACCUCCUCGUACACAACCAUGGACAGAGACGUGGAAGCGAUCGGGCGCCACUGCGAAUUCGCCUACUGCCACCAACUCGACUUCCUCCCAUUCCACUGCGACUCCUGCAAUCACACAUUCUGUCUCGACCACCGCACCGAGACCGCCCACCAAUGUCCUCGCGCCGGCGAAUGGGCACGCAGUCGGCGGCGCAACAGCGUCGGACGCCCAACAACAAACACACCCAGUCCAGGCCGGCCAAACGCCAGCAAUGCCACGCAAUGCAGCGACCCCAAAUGCAAGACCUUCAUCAAUACCCUCCAGAACACGGGCGUGCACUGUCCGCAGUGUAACAGAAAUUACUGUCUGAAGCACCGCAUGCGCGAGGACCACGACUGCAAGAACCUCAUUCCUCUGGGCGCCAGACCGAUCGAUAUCGCUAUGCAAUCAAAUAAAGACAAAAUCAAGAGCGGGUUUGGCCGAUUGAAAUCGUGGACUACAACCAAACAAGAUUCGCUAAUGCCGAAGCCGAAACCGUCGAGCCGUGCGGCGCAAUUGGCCGCGUUGAACACGCUCAAGAAGAACGCCAAGGGCGACGACAAGCUCGAGGCCGAGAAGAGAGUGUAUCUGCAUGUCGAGGCGGAGGCCGCGAGCACAACGAGUAAAUUGCCCAGAGCGGAUUUGUUUCUCUCGCAGGAAUGGAGCGUCGGGAGGUUACUCGACGAGGCGGCAAAGAGGUUGCAGGUCGCUAACGUUAACAACAGAGUUGAAACGGAGGAGCAGAGGUUGCGCGUGUAUCACGUUGAGGGAGGACGGUUACUGGAGUUCUCUGAAAAGGUUGGGAAGGCCUUGAUAAGUGGUAACACGGUUGUGCUGUUGAGGGGUGUUGGUCCUAAGCAGACAGAGUCAUGAUUACAAGGGCCACUGUCUCGUCUUGGUACUAGUGACGGCGUUGUGGCAUAUCGUACCACUUGUCAGAGCGAUUUAGCGAAGGCUGCACCAGCGCCAUAAUGAUUGAUGA
Messenger RNA from Exophiala viscosa, 1146 nucleotides. RefSeq lists its product as uncharacterized. Lineage: Eukaryota; Fungi; Ascomycota; Eurotiomycetes; Chaetothyriales; Herpotrichiellaceae. Gene Ontology annotation, molecular function: zinc ion binding. The transcript has a single exon. The record is from RefSeq and is a predicted model, not a curated record. Gene Ontology annotation, cellular component: cytoplasm. The coding region runs from base 111 to 1037 and encodes 308 amino acids.